AUGAAUAGAUAGGAGAAAGUUGAAAUGGAGCUUGGACUGCGAGUUCUUUUAGAGGAAGUAUCGAAAACUUGAAAUAUAAAAGAUGCUUAAUUACAAAAAUGAAAAAUGUUUGAGGAUUGAGUACUACAAUUGUAAUGAAUUGAUUCAAAGAAUAACUAAGGCAUUUCGAGAAAUUAAAAAUAGCAAUCAAGAAUACAAGAAAUUAGAAUCAGUUUUGCAAUAAUAAGAAGCCGAUAUUCGAAAUCACAUAAGCGUAAUUAGAUUUUCUUAAUCGAUGCCUAGUUGGAGUAAUAGAUGAAGUUGUAUCAGGAUUAAUUGCAAUAAAAAUUAGACGAAGCAUCUCAAGAAAUAAAGAGAUUGUAGCAAGAGAUAUAUCAAUAUAGUACUAAUAAAGUAUAAUAGUGGUUAUCAGAAUCUAAAAAGAAGAGAGAUAAGAGUUAAGAUGGUUCCUUAACAUAGAGAAUUAGUUCACCAUAGAAACAAUCCUCUUUGUCAUAACAUGGAUACUCAUCACAUCGCAGUUCCUGUGAUGAAUUAUUUAAGAGAUACAAUAAACUGCUCUAAUAGUAAUAAGCAUAAAUAAGCCAACGAUCCAAUAAUAUUUAAAUUAGUUAAUUUAUGAUGAAAGGUAGACAAACUCUAGCAGAAAUUAAUAAUAUUCAUUCAAGCAAACCCAGUCGAAGUUAAACCAAAAAUAGUAAUAGUGCGAAUAAAAGCAGUUAAAAUAAUUCAAUAAGUUCUGAAACCAUAAGAAAUUUAUUAAAAAUGAAAUGA
This is a messenger RNA of Paramecium sonneborni, 774 nucleotides long. The record is from the annotation of a GenBank genome assembly. Lineage: Eukaryota; Ciliophora; Oligohymenophorea; Peniculida; Parameciidae.